This is a messenger RNA of Malurus melanocephalus (red-backed fairy wren), 1106 nucleotides long. RefSeq names its product WD repeat domain 12 (gene WDR12). Lineage: Eukaryota; Metazoa; Chordata; Aves; Passeriformes; Maluridae. The coding region runs from base 44 to 724 and encodes 226 amino acids. Gene Ontology annotation, biological process: maturation of 5.8S rRNA from tricistronic rRNA transcript (SSU-rRNA, 5.8S rRNA, LSU-rRNA); maturation of LSU-rRNA from tricistronic rRNA transcript (SSU-rRNA, 5.8S rRNA, LSU-rRNA). The transcript is spliced from 7 exons. Gene Ontology annotation, molecular function: protein binding. The record is from RefSeq and is a predicted model, not a curated record. Gene Ontology annotation, cellular component: preribosome, large subunit precursor; PeBoW complex.
CAGGUCUCUCUUCCAAGGUCUGUCUGGAUCAACUUUUAACAAAAUGCUUCUGUUCAUACAGUUCUGCAGUGGAUCCUGGGAUAAGAUGUUAAAGAUCUGGUCUGCAGUACCUACAGAUGAAGAGGAUGAAAUGGAAGAAGCAGCUAACAGACCACGGAAAAAGCAGAAAACUGAACAGUUGGGACUGACAAGGACUCCCCUGGCAACCCUCUCGGGCCACACAGAAGCUGUCUCCUCUGUACUGUGGUCAGAUGCUGAAGAAAUUUGCAGUGCAUCGUGGGACCACACCAUUAAACUCUGGGAUGCUGAGACUGGAGAUCUCAAAUCAACUUUGACAGGAAACAAAGUGUUUAAUUCUGUCUCCUACUCACCACUGUGUCGACGUCUUGCAUCAGGGAGCACUGACAGACAUAUCAGACUAUGGGAUCCUCGCAGCAAAGAUGGCUCCCUGGUUCUCCUGUCUCUGACUUCUCACACAGGUUGGGUGACAUCUGUGAAGUGGUCACCUACCCAUGAGCACCAGCUGAUCUCUGGUUCUCUGGACAACAUUGUGAAGCUUUGGGACACAAGGAGUUGCAAAGCUCCUCUGUAUGACUUGGCUGCUCAUGAAGACAAGGUUUUCUGUGUGGACUGGACAGAAGCAGGGUUGUUACUGAGUGGAGGAGCAGACAACAAACUCUAUUGCUACAGAUACCCAGCUACAGCCUCUGAUGUGGGGGCAUGAAGAUCAACGGCCAGAAAACUUCUUUCAAAAAAACAAGAUUUUUGCAGCAGUUGCUCUCUAUUAGCAUCUCUACACAAUCAACUUCCAAAGAAAGGAGAAGUUUGCUGUUGUUCCUGGUUUUGUAUUGGUAACCUAUGUCCAUAUUUGUCACAGAAACAUAGCAAAGCCCAAGUGGGAUUAAUGUGAAACAAGGCAAAGGUCAUUUCCUCUCUUUUUGGUGGCUUUGAAUUAACAUCUUUUAAAUGACUAUUUGUAUAGCCCUUUUAAUAAGAAGUAAACUGUUUGCUGAUACUUAGAGAAAAACUACUCACUGACUAAAUUAUUUUUUUAGUUUAUCUGUUUUCCGUUGGGAAAAAAAAAUAAAGCUUUUAUCAACAGGUCA